AGGCAUUGUAGGCAGAGAGACAGUGAGAGUUCAGAAUGGCUAAAAACCAAAAGAAACUCUGUUUCAAGUUUGAACUUCCUUCUUCUUCCUCUUCUUCUUCUUCUUCCCCCCUCUGAAACUCCCUGCUUAUCUGAAUCCCUUUCUGUUCAUUAUAUCUUCUUUCAGGUUCUGGGUUUUGGGUUUGUCUUUUCGGGAAUGAACAAUAACCAAACUUAGGAUUGUGCAAAGGCAGGUGUUCUCAGAGAUCCAGGAUUUGUGUGUGUGUGUGUGUGUGUUUUCUUCCAUUUUUCUUUAGGUUACUUCGUUUGUUUUUCUUCUUAUGGUCAAUCAGCAUGGAGGGUGAAUUUAGUCCCUCAAGGUUGGUUUCCUUUUCUUCUUCUUCUUCUUCUUCUGUUUUUCAUUUCCUUCUAGAGUUGAAGGGGUUGUCUAUUUACGGACCUCUUUGAUAUUUUCAGUGGUGGCCUGUUCUUUCUAUUUUAACAAGAAUCAGGUUCAUCUGUAAAGAGAUACUUCUUUUUUUUUUUUUUUUUUUUUCCCCUUUUCCUUUUGGGGUCAUUUCAUUUUUGGCGGACCAUUGAAGUAAUGGUAACUGCCAUGGAUUUCUACAAUGAAGGACCUCAAACAGACCACUUUGGUGGUGAACUAAUGGAAGCGAUUUUACCUUUUAUGAAAGUUGCUUCCUCUCUCUCUACAAAUCUUCCAUCUUCUUCUUCUUCAUCACCAGCACCAUAUCUCCCUCCCUGUACCAACGACCACCUCAGCUUCUCUCACUCUGCCCCUCAACAGUCCACUUUGUACUCAAAUGGCUGCUCCACUUCGAUGAACCCAGAAUUUUCAGAUGGGUUCUCGACCCAAAACCUCGUUGGUUUUGAACAGCCAUUCGCAAUUGGACCCCAUCAGUUAUCAUUACCUCAAGACCUUCAUUCCCAACCUCAAAUCAAUCUUCUUCAAAACCAAACCCCACUGCCUUUAGCUUUGGCGCAUCAAAACCAUCAACCACUACCCUGCUAUGAACAAAUAACGCCCAACUUCCUCAGCCCCAAGUCGACCCCAAUGAAGCAAGUGGGUUCGUCUUCAAAACCCACUAAGCUUUACAGAGGGGUCAGGCAACGGCAUUGGGGAAAAUGGGUGGCCGAGAUCCGACUCCCAAGGAACAGAACUCGGCUCUGGCUCGGUACCUUUGACACUGCUGAAGAAGCUGCCUUGGCAUAUGACAAGGCUGCCUUCAAGCUCCGAGGUGACUCUGCCAGACUUAAUUUCCCCCACCUCAAGCACCAAGGCUCCUGCGUUGAAGGCGAAUUCGGCGAGUAUAACCCUCUACAUUCCUCAGUUGAUGCAAAGCUCCAAGCAAUUUGUGAUAACUUGGCCAAGCCACAGAAACAAGGCAACUCAAAGAAGCCUGUUACUGCAGCUAAGAAGUCAAGGUCCCAAUCCUGCUCUAUCGCAGACAUAGCAGCUGUGAAGGUGGAGAACUCCUCGUCGCGGGCUGUGACAGAGAGCGACGGGUCUGCAGCGUCUUCACCUUUAUCAGAUCUUUCAUUUCCUGACUUCACAGAGCUGCCAUGGGAUCAGAAUCUAGCUUGGGAGACUUCAAUGCUAGAGAAAUAUCCUUCUGAGAUAGAUUGGGCAUCAAUCUUACCUCAAUAAUUCGAUCGAAAUCUUCAGCAGCACCUGCAACGGAUUUUUUUUGAGGUUGCAGGCAGAGACACAAGGUCAAAUUCUUUUAAAUGGGCAUCGUGUCAAUAUCAUGUAAAAAUGUUCAUGGUCAGCUGGUUUUUUUCUUGGUAGACCAUGAUAUGGUUUAAUUUUGGUGUUCUUUUUUCUUUCUUCAGUUGCAGUAACUGUAACCAUUUUUUGAUUGGUCUGUUACUGUUGUCUAAUAUUUGCAGUAAAACAAUGAUUAGUUCAACUUCGUAA
This is a messenger RNA of Cucurbita maxima (winter squash), 1917 nucleotides long. Its product is annotated as ethylene-responsive transcription factor RAP2-13-like. The coding region runs from base 583 to 1647 and encodes 354 amino acids. Gene Ontology annotation, biological process: regulation of DNA-templated transcription. Gene Ontology annotation, molecular function: DNA-binding transcription factor activity; DNA binding. The record is from RefSeq and is a predicted model, not a curated record. The transcript has a single exon. Lineage: Eukaryota; Viridiplantae; Streptophyta; Magnoliopsida; Cucurbitales; Cucurbitaceae.